UGAGGCGGUGCGAGAUCAGAGAGACUCAGUAAGAGGAAGGAGAUCCAAACACAUCGGCGAGAGAGCAAGCUGGGAGUCUUUUCAAUUCAUAAAGCAACGAGAGGACGAGAGCGGCGAGGACGACGGGGAGGAGCAGACCCGGUCGAGAGGAUGUAAAAAAAAAGAAAAAAAGAGAAAAGAAAAGUGUGCUCAGGAUUUACGACGCAUUCAGAGACUGAAGUUUGAUGGAGGACAAAACUGAAAGCACUCUGCAUUGCUGUGCUCCCACACCGCUCUGCACUCUCCCGAACAUUUAAACCAGAGGCUGCGCUGAAGUCUCCACGGCAGGAAUAUUUGACGAGGCGAAUGAUCGACAACCCUGAAGUAGACACUUCUCCGCCACAAUGACCACAUUCUCCUUUUCCUUCCCCUUCACUCUCGCAGCCUCUGCCCCGACUAACUCCUCUCUUCCUACCUCUACUUCCUCCCUCCCACUUCCCAUGUCACCGUUAUUCUCUGCCACCUCUCUUCUCCCCUCUUCCUCCCCGUUCUCCGUCUCCCCCGCCUCCCCGAACCAGACCGGGUGUUCGUUUGACGACGCCGCCCUCCGCCUGCCGCUGGCCGUCCUCUACUCCCUGUUCUUCGUCUUCGGCCUCGUGGGUAACCUCUUCGCCCUGUGGGUCUUCUUGUUCCUACACUCAAGCCGCAAUUCUGUGCGGGUGUUCCUCAUCAACUGUGCCGUGGCGGACCUGGUCCUCCUGGCGUGUCUGCCCUUCAGGGUCUUCUACCACGUCCACGGGAACCAGUGGGUCCUGGGAUCGGUGGUCUGCAGCAUGGUGGGGAACCUGUUCUACAUGAACAUGUACAUCAGCAUCACUUUACUGGGCCUCAUCAGCCUGGACAGAUACGUGAGGCUGAAGGGGAAAGGCAGAGCGCGGAGAGGCGCCAGGAUGACGCUGUGGGGCUGCAGCCGGCCGUGGAGCUGGGUGGCGUGCGGGGCCCUGUGGGGUCUGUCGCUGGCGGCGCUGGUGCCCAUGAUCGCCACGUCGGAGGACAGAGAGAACAGCGGCAAAUGUUUCCAGUACAAGCCGCGCAGCAGCAAAGCCAAAGGGAAGGCCUACUUCAACGCGGUGCUGGUGCUGCUGUUCUGGCUCGUCUUCGUCAUGCUGGUGGUGUCCUACGCGAAGAUCGCGUCUCGGCUGCUGAGGGCGUCCCGGGACAAGCCGGACCUUCCCAACGCGCACCGGUACGUGCGAACCGCCAAGAAGUCCUUCUUCGUCCUCUUCCUGUUCACCGUGUGCUUCGGGCCCUACCACGCCUUCCGCCCCGUCUACAUCCUCUCCCAGCUCAGCGAAGCGGGAUCCUGCGACUACAUGCAACUGGUGGACCGCACCAACGAGGUGAUGCUGUUGUUCUCCGCCUUCAACAGCUGCUUGGAUCCCGUCAUGUACUUCCUGUUAUCCGGCUCGGUGCGCAAAACCGCCCUCCGGGCACUCGGGCACCGACUCGGCAACCGGCUCGUCUUCCUGAACGACGCAACGUCAAACAGCUCGACGGCGGAGGUCAGACGACCAUCUGCGGCGACGACUUUGCCCAACUCUGGAGUCAACACCCCCUUAGCCACCCCGCGAACGAGCAUCUCCGUCUUCAACUCCACCCUCUACUGCACAGGGCUGACCGCGCUCCCACCUACUGGUCAACAGUGAUGCCCGGAUGACACUGGCGGGAUAAACAUGUGACAAAAGCCGGACGGGUUGGCUAAUUCUGUCAAACUGAGCAAAGCAUUGCUACACGUACCUCUUAUUACCGAGAUAUUCUUACUGUGUCGGCUUCUGAACACCUGUGCUGUGUGGGAAUCGUUGUUUAACGCCCGAGUGACAGAUUGAAGACACGGUUGCGUGCAAGGAGAUGCACUUCAGUGACCGCAGCUUUUUCUAAGAAUGCAUGGUGUGUGUGUGUGUGCAUCAGAGAGAAAGUAAAAAUGUGUUGUGGUAUUAAUGGAUUGAGUGUGAAAUAAUAAUCUUGUCUUUACAGAAGAAACAAGAUGCAUAGACUUAUAAAUAUCUUCCCUUCCUCACACACACACACACACACGAGAGUGUGUGCUUACACGUCAUGUAUGUUGAAUAAAACGAGUGCUUUGAUCUGUCAAA
This is a messenger RNA of Cyclopterus lumpus (lumpfish), 2132 nucleotides long. Its product is annotated as probable G-protein coupled receptor 34. Bases 384 to 1685 code for a protein of 433 amino acids. Gene Ontology annotation, cellular component: membrane. Gene Ontology annotation, biological process: G protein-coupled receptor signaling pathway. Gene Ontology annotation, molecular function: G protein-coupled purinergic nucleotide receptor activity. The record is from RefSeq and is a predicted model, not a curated record. NCBI's taxonomy places the organism in Eukaryota, Metazoa, Chordata, Actinopteri, Perciformes, Cyclopteridae. The transcript is spliced from 3 exons.